GUUCUAGUUACUCCUGCGAAACUCCACCGCUUUCUGGAAUAAGAAAUUGCAGUAUAAAUAAAAGAAGCAGAGAUAAAGCUUUUUGCAGACUAAAGAUAGAAAUGGGAUCUGUUUCCGCAUCUGUACCGACGGCGAACUCUUCGUCGGCGUCUACGACGGUGAUGAGCUCUAUUCCGCCAUUUCUGAGCAAAACCUACGAUAUGGUUGACGAUCCAUCGACCAACGACGUUGUGUCUUGGAGCAGCGGGAACAACAGCUUCGUCGUCUGGAACGUGCCUGAGUUCGCCAAACAGUUCCUACCCAAGUAUUUCAAGCACAACAAUUUCUCCAGCUUUGUUAGGCAGCUCAAUACUUACGGUUUCAGAAAAGUUGAUCCAGAUCGCUGGGAAUUUGCAAAUGAGGGAUUUUUGAGAGGCCAAAAACACAUACUAAAGAGUAUUGUCCGGCGAAAACCUGCUCAAGUGCAGCCUCAACAACAACCUCAAGUUCAGCACUCAUCUGUUGGUGCGUGCGUUGAAGUGGGGAAGUUUGGACUCGAAGAAGAAGUGGAAAGACUUCAGCGGGAUAAGAACGUCCUUAUGCAAGAACUUGUGAGGUUAAGGCAGCAACAACAAGUUACCGAACAUCACCUGCAAAAUGUGGGGCAGAAAGUUCAUGUGAUGGAGCAGAGGCAGCAACAAAUGAUGUCAUUUCUGGCGAAGGCAGUCCAAAGUCCAGGUUUCUUGAACCAGUUUGCGCAGCAGAAUAAUGACGGAAACCAGCAACACAUUUCUGAGAGCAAUAAAAAGAGGAGGCUACCUGUUGAGGAUCAGAGCCAGAGGAAUUCUGGCAGCCACGGGGCUGAUGGUCUUAGCCGCCAGAUUGUUAGAUAUCAGUCAUCGAUGAACGAAGCCGCAAACACUAUGCUCCAACAGAUACAGAAUAUGAACUCACAUAGCCGUCAUGAAUCCGUUUCCAACAAUCAUGGUAGCUUUCUUUUGGGCGAUGUUCCAAAUUCUAACCUUUCAGACAAUGGGAGCUCCUCAAAUGGAGCAUCUGGAGUUACAUUAGCAGAUGUUUCAUCCAAUCCUACACGCUCAUAUCCUGGAACGAAGUAUCACGGCCCUUGUGAAACAAAUCAAGUCCUGGAGGCCAAUUUUCCUUAUUCGCAAGCUGAUCUGCUAGCUCCAAAGCAAGGAGCAACAGCUUAUGGGAGCCCGAAUUCAGAUGUGGUUGGUUGCGAGACAGAUAAUGGAGAGUGUCUAGAUCCAAUAAGGGCUGUUUUGGAUGGCUCAAUGGAACUAGAAGCCGAUGGCAUAAAUGAGUUGCUUCCUGGAGUCCAAGAUUCUUUGUGGGAACAUUUCUUUGGUGAGAGCCCAGUGAUUGGUGACACAGAUGAGCUAGUCUCAGGAUCAGUGGAAAAUGGAGUGAUAAUGGAGCAGCUAGAAUUACAAUCCAGCCUGAGGAAUGUGUUGAGCAACAAUCAACAAAUGAACCAUCUUACUGAACAGAUGGGGCUUCUCACAUCAGAUGCGCUCAGAAAAUGAAAUCGCCAGUCUUUCUACUCAAGAGAUGGAGAAGAUGGGUUAAGAUCUUGUGGAGUCGCAGCAACAAAAGAAUAAUAACCAAAGGAGGUAUGUCGUAUGCAUGUAUUAAACUGGUAUGUAUAUAUGAUUGUAUCGAACUGGUGCAACUUUCAUUCUUGUCAAUGUGUAAUAAAAUAAGAGAAUAUCGCCCUGUGAUGUUUUUUUUCGCAUUAUACUUGGAAAGAAAUCAAGGAUCUUGCUCUCGAUACUCCUA
Molecule: messenger RNA, 1779 nt
Organism: Eutrema salsugineum
Lineage: Eukaryota; Viridiplantae; Streptophyta; Magnoliopsida; Brassicales; Brassicaceae
Product: heat stress transcription factor A-1e
Exons: 4
Coding region: 102-1526 (474 amino acids)
Biological process (GO): regulation of transcription by RNA polymerase II
Cellular component (GO): nucleus
Molecular function (GO): DNA-binding transcription factor activity; RNA polymerase II cis-regulatory region sequence-specific DNA binding
Source: RefSeq, a predicted model, not a curated record